CAAAACAAUAAUAAAAGGAGGAUAUGCUCACCGGAGAGCCCCUCCACGUCAGCACUUAUAUUUGACCAAUAGUGUGUGUUCGUUUGUCCACGACCAACAGACGCUAUCUGAACUUGGGCUUCACAUUUUAAUUGAUUCAUAAUAAGCCCAUUCUCGUGCGUAGUCCAAGAUCAGCCUCAUCUCACCACUUACACUUACGAUCCCUUGCGGCGAUUCAUCUCUUCGACGACUCAUCACUUCGCCGUUACUCCUUUUCCAUGGAUCGAUCAAUCGGCACCGUAUUCAUGAGUGAAUCAUCCUCUGGAGAACUCAUUAAUGUGUUCUUUUGCCUAUCUUCCUUCCAAUCUCUAUAUAACCUUCAUAUCUUCUCCAGAUUAGUUACACACACAAAUAUCUCAAACCAUGAAUUCCAACAGUCAAGCACCUAUUUCCGGCGAUGUUACCACGACGAAACCAAACGGAAAAGACGUUGUCUCCUCCGCCGAGCCUGUCAAACGAGUCGGUCAAACCGGAGUCUUUCUCGCCAGAUCUGCUUCUGGCGUUUCAAAAUCUAAGAAACCAGUCGGCAGAGCCGUUAUCUCCUCUACCGAUACGGCCAACCGAGCCGGUCAUCCCGGAGACCCUCUCGCUACAGCUAUCUCCGGCGAUUCCAAGUCCAAGAAAUCAAGCGGCAAAGCCGUUGCCUCCUCCGCCGAGCCGGUCAAAGAAACCCGUCAACACGGAGUCUCUCCCGCUAUCGCUGUCUCCGGCGAUCCAAAGUCCAAGAUACUCAACGGCAGAUCCGUCGUCUCCUCCUCCGCCGAAGUACUGUUCUUCAGAGAUGUCAAGUACGGACCACAAGAAGGCGAGCUAAGGUUUCGUCUGAUACAUUUUUGGGAGGCUCGGAACGCACUCACGAAGGUCCUGUUCGGUCUCGAAAUGAUUCUGAUCGACGGACAGGGUACUGUGAUCCAGGGGUUCAUCCCACCCAACAGGAUCGAGACCUAUUUGCCACAUAUGUUCGCUGGUUCCGUCUACAGGCUUAAUAACUUUUAUGGAUCUAAAAGCAAGACUGUAUACCGAGUUGCUGAACCAUUAGUGACGAUUGCUUUCUCAUGGAACUCUGUGCUCUCACCUCUCGAGAACAGUCCGGUUCCGUUUCCUGAAGACCGGUUUCGUUUCUAUGGUUAUGAGGAGUUUGAAGCGGCCUGUGACCUCAAGGGAGAUCUUUAUGAUUAUGUCGGUCACAUGAAACUGGUGAAUGAGCAGACCUUGAGUGAUAGUCUUGUGCUUGAUGAAGUCGAGAUAGCUUCUUCCAGGAGAAUUUUGGUCCAUGUCCAGACGCAUGAUGGUCCUGUCAUGAAGCUGUACAUAUGGGACAAGGUUGCUGUAGACUUCUGUGAGAAGUUUAAAGCGCUUGGAAAACCUCCAACCGUUAUUCUGGUUACAACUGUGAAUCCAAAACGUUUUGGAGGUGCCUUAACUCUGUCAUCUCUAUCCUCAUCGCGUGUGUUUUUUGAUAUGGAUGUUCAAGCAACUCGGGAAUAUCUGGCUUGGUUUGAUUCGAACACAGAAGUUGCCAAUAGGGUGUAUGCUGAGAUUGUCACCAAAGCCGAGACGGCUACUAUAGGGGAGCUGUUAUCUUACAUGAUGCAGGAAGAGGCAAAGGUAGCUUGGUUUGAGUGCACAGCCACUAUUGAUGAUGUUGUGCGUGAUUCGGCAUGGUAUUAUAUUGCUUGUGGUGGGUGCAAGACUAAAGCAACCAAAGGGCCUACCACGCUUAUGUGUAAGAAGUGUGGAAAGACUGAGAUUGUCGGCACUCCAGAGUAUCUCACGAAGAUCUCUGUCUAUGACAACAAUGAUCACGCAAGCUUCGUGCUUCUCGGUGAUGCUGGGCGUGAGUUGACUGGGAUGAAAGCCUCGGAUUUGGUUGAGAGCUACUUUGAGGCCAACGAAAACGUCGGAGAUGAUCAUGUCGUCCCGGUGCCACAGUCUCUUACUGAUUCCAUUGGACAGUCUCGCACGUUUAUUAUCAAGGUAUCAAAACACAACCUGGAUGGCAAGACCCAGACUUUGACUGUCACCAAAGUUCUCCCUUUAGAAGUUCCAGCACUUGAAGGCGACAUAGAUGAAGGCGUGAAAGAGGAGCCUGUUGAUGAAAAGGAUGGAGCUGCAGAUGGGAAUGUGAAAAGGAUAUCUGAUGGGAUUGAGUCGGGAGAGACCAAGCGUGCCAAAUGUGACUAAUAAGUUUCUGUUACUGUUUUCUUUGUUUUAAUAAAGACUAUGCUUUGUUUUUUCAUCUUCAGACUUUGCUUUUGUGUCAUUUGAACAAUCUUGGUGUUUGAUAAAGACUAUGCUUUGUUUUAUUCCUUAUUGCUUAAUACUUGGCUAAGGCUAGAAGUAGCUGAUUGAUACCUUUGAAUGCUUGGAUAAUAUAUUUACGUA
Brassica napus (rape) is the source of this 2424-nucleotide messenger RNA. RefSeq lists its product as uncharacterized. Gene Ontology annotation, molecular function: damaged DNA binding; single-stranded telomeric DNA binding. Gene Ontology annotation, cellular component: DNA replication factor A complex; nucleus. The record is from RefSeq and is a predicted model, not a curated record. The transcript has 9 exons. NCBI's taxonomy places the organism in Eukaryota, Viridiplantae, Streptophyta, Magnoliopsida, Brassicales, Brassicaceae. Bases 403 to 2223 code for a protein of 606 amino acids. Gene Ontology annotation, biological process: double-strand break repair via homologous recombination; meiotic cell cycle; DNA replication.